CUUGCGAUACUCCUUUUCUUUCACCGGUUCAACUUACGCCACCUCGACCAUUGCAUUCGGUGGAUCGUCCCGUCGCAAAGCUUCCCUGGACUCCGUACGGCAACCUCCAAUUGCCUCUCCCACACCUUCCGAUCGACCAAAGAACUUGUCGCAUAGCUUUGAACUUCAGUCGCCGGACCAAUUGAGCCAUUCAACCUGACAACAUGCCCCCAAAACGAGCCAAACAGCGACUCUCCGGCGCAUCAGCAGCUCCAUCCCGAGGACGACCCCCAGCAGCGUCAGCGCCAGCGCCACCAGCACAAAGGCGACAAAGACAAAGCGACGUACAACCAGGCGACCCUAUCCCGCAACCCAAGAAGCGCCGCUACCGCCCAGGGACUCUCGCGCUCAAAGAAAUCCGCCGCUACCAAGCCAACACCGAUCUCCUCAUGUCCAAGCUGCCUUUUGCUCGAUUGGUCCGAGAAAUCGCCCUCCAGUACCAGCCGUCGACCGAAGAGCUGCGGUGGCAGUCGCAAGCAAUCCUGGCGUUGCAGGAGGCCGCCGAGGCGUUCUUGGUGCACCUGUUUGAGGACACCAACCUGUGCGCGAUACACGCCAAGCGGGUCACCAUCAUGCAGAAGGACAUACAGCUGGCGCGGAGGAUACGCGGUGUCUGGGGUGGCGCGGGGUGGGUGUAG
Parathielavia appendiculata is the source of this 677-nucleotide messenger RNA. Its product is annotated as histone H3-like protein. The record is from RefSeq and is a predicted model, not a curated record. Gene Ontology annotation, cellular component: nucleosome. The transcript is spliced from 3 exons. NCBI's taxonomy places the organism in Eukaryota, Fungi, Ascomycota, Sordariomycetes, Sordariales, Chaetomiaceae. The coding region runs from base 204 to 677 and encodes 157 amino acids. Gene Ontology annotation, molecular function: DNA binding; structural constituent of chromatin; protein heterodimerization activity.